Nerophis lumbriciformis (worm pipefish) is the source of this 1185-nucleotide messenger RNA. The record is from RefSeq and is a predicted model, not a curated record. Lineage: Eukaryota; Metazoa; Chordata; Actinopteri; Syngnathiformes; Syngnathidae.
AUGUGUUUGGUCCCGUUUUGCUUGGGCCCCCAACUCACUAAACAGGCCGACAGGGUGUGUGCACUUUUGCCUACUCGAGCGAGAGAGAACGGGGGUGGUGCCAAAGAGCUUGUGGGAGGCGGAAAGAGCAUCGGGUCGCGUCGCCCUUCGCUCGGAGGCUAUCUGGAGUUCCAAACAAAAGAGCGCCUCCUCCACGCUGACCUCCGCCAAGAGACGCGCAACGCUCUCCGGCCAGCGGUCAUGGCCACGACGCUGGAGGGCUGCCGCUGUCGGGGAGCCAGCCUCCGCAAUACCAACAACAGCGGCAGCAGUGGCGGCGGCACUAGCAUCCUUUACAACAUUCUUAAGAGUGACAGAGCAGAGCAACAACAAAACGAAACGCUCCAUAACUUACUCUACAGCCACAGAAGCAGCUCCACUUCCUCCACCGUAGCCUCCGGGCCGGCGUGGCGACAUCAGGAGCCGCGGCAACAGUCGCUGCAGGCGGCGUGUUCCUGCGGGGCGACGCGGCGCCGCGGGGUCCUGCGCUCCCCUCAGGUGACGUGCAAAGCCGCAUCCGCCAUCCUCGUCAAGACGCUACGUUUCGUCAAGAAUGUGCCGUGCUUCAGGGAGCUGCCCGAGGACGAGCAGGUGGUCCUGAUCCGGAGCGGCUGGGCGCCCCUCUUGGUGCUCGGAUUGGCGCAAGACCGCGUGGACUUUGAGACCACGGAGACGGUGGAGCCGAGCAUGCUGCAGCGGAUCCUCACCGGGUCGCCCCAGAGCCAGAGCGAGGCAGCGGCGGCGGCGGCGGCGGCAGCGGUGCUCAGUCCGAGUCAUGGCGGAGGAGCCGGCGUGGCCUUGGCCGACAUCGAAGCUAUUAAAGGCUUCUUGAAGAAGUGCUGGAGUGUGGACAUCAGCACCAAGGAGUACGCAUACCUAAAGGGAGCAGUGCUCUUCAACCCGGAUCUGGAGGGUCUUCGCUGCUUGCCAUACAUCCAGUCGCUGCGCCGUGAGGCCCACCAAGCCCUCAACGAGCACGUCCGGCUGAUCCACCGCGAGGACGGCACGCGCUUCGCCAAGCUGCUCAUCGCCCUGUCCAUGCUUCGGUCCAUCAGCCCGUCGGUGGUGGCCCAGCUCUUCUUUAAGCCAAUCAUUGGAAGCGUGAACAUCGAGGAAGUACUCAUGGAGAUGUUCUACGGGAAGUAA